AUGCUCGGAGGAAGCGCCGAGCAGCCGAUUAUAGUCGAUAGGGUCUAUGACAAGCAGGUCCUGGACAUAGAAUCGUCGGAAUUGUUGGAAGAAGUUGGAGAAUACGACGAGUCCAUUGAUCAAUCGCUUCAUGACACUUACGGUGAGGACGGUGAGCACGACAACACUAUCGAUGGUUCGUACGGUGGCAUGCCACUCGAGCUCUACGAUAACAUCGUAGAAUUCAAAAGUGCGAGAUGUAUGCGGUUUGUGCUAGCGGACGAUAAUGAAACGUUACUUUACUAUAAUCCAUCCAGUAGUGUGAAUGACCAACCAAAAGUGGUCGUGAAAAGAGGAGAAGUGCGUCGUGUUAUAGAGCGAAUACACGAUCUGAUUGGUCAUCUAGGACAGAAACGCACACAGAUCGUGGUAUUGAAAAAGCUUCAUUGGCGCUCCGUUCGACAGGACGUGCGGACGUUCAUUAACAAUUGUGCUUUCUGCAAUCAGAAGAAACUUGAAGGAAAGAAAAUCUUGAAAGCACCGGUUGAUGUUACAAGUGACAAUUUUGAUUUGAAUAUUGAGGUUCGGAGUAAAUCUGGUGGAAGCAACGAAACAUUCGAUCGCUUGUCGUUCAGUCUCAUCGGAUACAAUGAGCAAGAAGUACGUGCAGCUGCUGUGACAAGAAUGACCGCAUACACAUUUAAAGAGACUGCGAGUGAACUUCGAGGUCGAUUCGCUCGUUCAAAUCCUGGAACUGCUCCAACAAACUUUCGUCGACAGCCCUACAUUAAACGAACCCGAUAUUCUCCGUACGCGUCCGGAUUUAUUCUUCCGUAUGCAGCAAGACAUAAAAAUGAGGAACCCAGCUUUAUAGAGAUUUUUAAUGACGAUCGGGGGGAACCUAUGACCUCAGCCUAUAAUGGACAAACGUAUCCUGUUGAAGAGUUAGUCGAGAGUCAACAAAUCGAUGAACGCUCUGUGGAAUCAAAUAAUAUGAUUACAAAUGUGGAACGGAUAGCCUCCGCAUAUCUAAAAGGAGACGGAAGAGGUCUAACUACACAGCCGCAAUCUGCAACAAAACGUGAUAUACCAAGCAAGCCUCAAUCACUAGAAUCCGGUAGAGGCCGACAGAAAAAGGUGGCAAAUUCAGCAAAUAUUGGCUUAGUAUCUCGUUUUAAUCUGGCCUUAGGAGACGCGAUGGAUUGCACAGAGCUGUGUGAUAAUUCUGAGCUGUUGUCGUCAUAUGAGUCAAUAAACACACGCCCAGAAAUGACGGUGCUACCUCCCAUCAUGUUAAUGCCUUCAGUUGAUCCUGAGGUGCUACAAAUGCAGAAGGAGCUGUUGAUGCGGCAACUAAGACUGCAAAGAAUGCAAGAAAAAGUACUGCAAGCUCAGUUAAAUUCACUUCGGAUUCCAAUAGCAAGGUACGAAGAGCUUGAUCCGAAUGGAGAGAGGGUUCAAAUACUAGCUGACGGAGGUGAAGACUUUAUGGGUGAGCCGGUAGAUGAGGAGCACGAGCUGAAUGUAAUGAACAGUGGAGACGAGAGCGGAGAUGAAAUACUUCAUGUGGAAUCACGAUAG
Messenger RNA from Angiostrongylus costaricensis, 1560 nucleotides. Lineage: Eukaryota; Metazoa; Nematoda; Chromadorea; Rhabditida; Metastrongylidae. The record is from the annotation of a GenBank genome assembly.